UUGGCUGGAGCCGCCAUCGGUCAACGCCUCCUCGCGAUGCUAUUGGCCCGGACGACCGCAUGUCCCGCCCCAACUACCCAUUCAUAGCGCAGAGACGCUGAGCUUGGCUGCAGGGAGCCAGAGCUCCAUAUCGAACUCCAUUAAGAAAAACAAGGACUUUUACUGAGAAAAAGCAGAGGAACAUUAUCUCCCUUCUCGAAGCUGCAGCUCCUCACUUCUCAUCGUGAUCAUCCCUCUGAUUCACAACUUCCCAUCUUGGGAGACCUGCCUGUAAGUGAGCUGAGACAUCUCACAUUUUCAACAGGAGCGUUUCUACAAAAGCAUCCUUUUGUAUCCCUGUCACACUUUAGCACUCUUCCUUUUCCUUUUCAUCUCUUCCCUGGAGGCGGAUUCCAAACUUCAGACUGCAGGAGUUUGGGAGACACAUUUUGAGAGAGGCAUCAAAAGGGCAUAGUGUUGCAACUGCUUCCAAAGAGACCCUGGCUCCUGUAAAGAUGGCUGACAUGGUGCAGCCAGACACAAACAGCCUGCAGAUCCCAGGUGAGGAUUUAUCGGCCCCUUCGUCGCCUGCCACAGCGAGAAAUGACUGCAGCAUCACACCGCUCACGCCCUCAUCCUCACCAAGGGUGGAGGUCAGACCUAGGAUGGCCUGCCCAUUCUCCGUCGUCGUGGCGAUUGAUUUCGGGACGACCUCCAGCGGCUAUGCGUUCAGCUUCACACAGGACUCAGACGCCAUACACAUGAUGAAGCGCUGGGAGGGCGGCGACCCUGGAGUGGCCAAUCAGAAGAGCCCAACGUGUUUGCUGCUGACUCCUGAAUUGCGGUUCCACAGUUUUGGGUUUGCUGCGCGGGACUUCUACCACGAUCUGGACCCGGAAGAGGCCCGGCACUGGCUCUACUUCGAUAAAUUUAAAAUGAAGAUCCACAGCACAAGUGACCUCACCAUGGAGACAGAGCUGGAGGCAGUCAAUGGACGCAAGGUCAGGGCCAUCGAGGUGUUCGCUCACGCCCUGCGCUUCUUCAGGGAGCAUGCUCUGAAGGAGGUGAAGGACCAGUCUUCAUCAGUGCUGGAAGGAGAGGAGAUCAGAUGGGUGAUCACGGUCCCCGCGGUGUGGAGACAACCUGCCAAACAAUUCAUGAGAGAGGCCGCAUACCUGACUGUCAGCGAGGGAGCAGCUGAGGCGAUCCAGACACAGCAGAACCUUCCUGGUGGAGAGCGGAACCGGAGACCUGUGGUCGGAGCUGCAGACUGUAUGAACAUAGUGAAGUGGUCGUCCCAGGGGAUGCUGCGACUGACGCAGGAGGCCAUGAACGAGCUCUUCCAGCCCACUAUUGUCAAUAUUGUCAAACACAUUGAGGAGCUGAUGGUGAAGCCGGAGGUACGUGGCGUUCGUUUCCUCUUCCUCGUUGGAGGUUUUGCAGAGUCGCCCAUGCUGCAGAAAGCAGUCCAGAAGGCUUUUGGGAGGACGUGCCGCAUCAUCAUCCCCCACGAUGUUGGCCUGACCAUACUGAAAGGCGCCGUGCUCUUCGGGCUGGAUCCCACUGUGGUCCGAGUGCGUCGAUGCCCCUUGACCUACGGCGUUGGUGUGUUGAACCGGUUUGUGGAGGGGCGCCACCCUCGAGAUAAACUCCUCAUCAAAGAAGGCCGCGAGUGGUGCACCGACAUCCUCGACCGCUUCGUGUGCCUAGACCAGUCGGUGGCUCUGGGUGAGGUCGUGCGGCGAAGCUACACGCCCGCUCGCCUGGGCCAACGAAAGAUCAUCAUCAACAUCUACUGCAGCGCGACAGAUGACAUCACGUACAUCUCUGACCCUGGCGUCAGGAAAUGUGGCACGAUAACUUUAGACCUACCGGAGCCAUUGCCUCUGCCGGGCGCAGUGGGGGGAGCAGGAGCAGGAGGCCAGGAGAGGAGGGAGAUCAGAGCAUCCAUGCAGUUUGGGGACACAGAGAUCAAAGUUACAGCCGCUGACGUCAUGUCUAACCGCUCUGUGCGGGCUUCCAUAGACUUCCUGUCUAACUGAGGAGGAGCAGGAAGUGGAGACGAGGAAGUAACUGAUUUUGAGGAUGAUAAUUUUAGAAAAAGCGGUACUUUGGGAGUGGGCCCCGAUUAUUGUGGGAAGGCGAGGACCUUUGGAUUCCGAGUAGAAACUCAUGACAUUUAGGCUUUUCAUUUAACCACUAGAGCAGAAAAAACAUCAUGAGAGGAACUAAAAAGAAUGAAUAUUCAACUCAACCGUGACAUGCUCUCUAAAAACAAACAUGUCAGCCCUCUGGCUUCAAUGGAGUGAGACGAACAGGUGAGGUACUGAAAGAUUAUCCAGCCUGCAUGAGAACUUCAGCCUCUGGGGACAUUUAUAAAUCAGUUACAGGAGAGACUCGCCUGAAUCAAUAAACUACCUGGAGUGACGCUCACUCAUAUACGUAUUAAAUAAAUGUUAACGUGAAUUGCCUUCUCUCUAAUACACUUAAUAAUACCUCAUUUAAAUCCUAUUUCAAUACUCAACAUAUGAGAUUUUGAUGCCACUACCUGAGAUGGAGCUUUGACUCUUCAGCGCCAUUGUGAUGAUGCACCACUUAGUGGUAAAAACAUUGAACUACAAGCUGAAAUUCUUGGAAUACAGAAAUUGUCAGAAUAAUUAUGUAGAAGGAAGGACUGUGAUUUCAAUGUGUCGCUUACAGGGUAUUUAAAAGAAGAGUUUCAUUUAUAAUUUAAAUUCCAUGUCUGACUGAUGUUACCCUGUAUGUGUUUCUAUUUUUUUUUUUUUUUUUAAACCUGAAGACAUCAGCCUGUCAAGUCAAAAUCAGAAAAUGACCUCUUUAUAUUCUGUAUGCUGUAUUAAGAUGUAUCCAUGGUUAUGAAUAAAC
This is a messenger RNA of Paralichthys olivaceus (Japanese flounder), 2865 nucleotides long. The record is from RefSeq and is a predicted model, not a curated record. NCBI's taxonomy places the organism in Eukaryota, Metazoa, Chordata, Actinopteri, Pleuronectiformes, Paralichthyidae.